Molecule: messenger RNA, 4674 nt
Organism: Trichoderma reesei QM6a
Lineage: Eukaryota; Fungi; Ascomycota; Sordariomycetes; Hypocreales; Hypocreaceae
Product: glycoside hydrolase family 13
Exons: 3
Coding region: 1-4674 (1557 amino acids)
Biological process (GO): glycogen biosynthetic process; glycogen catabolic process
Molecular function (GO): amylo-alpha-1,6-glucosidase activity; 4-alpha-glucanotransferase activity
Source: RefSeq, a predicted model, not a curated record
AUGAGCCCAAGAAUCAUGACGACCACGGAGGUUUAUCUGCUGCCGCUCAACGACGACGGCUCGCCUCAGGUGGCCGGAGAGUACAUCUAUCUCGAGCCCAAGAGCGACGACCCGGUCACGGUCCGGUUCGCCAUUGAGGGCACGUCGUCGGUGUGCCGCAAUGGCAGCCUUUGGGUCAACAUCCCGGAGCAGGGCCGCGAGUUUCGGCGGGACAAGUUUCGAGAGUACAAACUGACUCCCGACUUCAAUCGCACGCUCGAAAUCUCCAUCCCCAUCUACGAGUCCGGCGUCUUCGCCUUCUACACCACCUAUGCUGAGCUGCCCAAGCUCGAUGACGACGACGUCCCCAAGCCCUCCGACCGCCACGAGGCUCUGAAGAAGACGCCCGUGUACUACAUUGAUGUUGCCCCUCGCCUCAAGCUCGAUGGCCGGCCAUUGCCGCUGCCGGCGCUGUCGCUCUUCUCCAUCAUCAGCAAGCUCAUGGGCCGCUUCCCCGGCGAUUGGGAGCGCCACCUGCGGGGCAUCAGCGAGAGGGGAUACAACAUGAUACACUUUACGCCUCUGCAGGUCCGAGGUGCUUCAAACUCGCCCUACAGUCUGUACGACCAAUUGGGCUGGGACCCCGCCUGCUUUCCUCGAGGCGAAAAGGACAUUGAGGACCUGGUCGAGAGUCUCGAGCAGAAGUACUCCCUGCUGAGCUUGACCGACAUUGUCCUCAACCACACUGCACACAACACAAAGUGGCUACAGGAGCACCCCGAGGCCGGAUACAACUUGGUCACGGCCCCAUGGCUGCAGUCGGCGUACGAGCUCGAUACGAAGCUGCUGGAGCUUGGCGGCCAGUUGGAGAAGCUGGGGCUGCCCGUCGACAUCAAGACCACAGAGGAUCUUCUGCAGCUCAUGGAGGGCAUCAAAGAGCACGUUAUUCUUCCGCUUCAGCUGUGGGAGUACUACGCCAUCAACGUCGAGCGAGAUGCCGACAGGAUCGUCGAGGCGUGGGUUGGUGGCAAGGCCAUCCCGCCCCAAGACGGCUCUGCUACUUUGAACGACUUUGAGCACCUCAAGACGGCAGAGCUCCCGCAACAAGUCGAGUUUGUUAAGAAGUACGCGCUCCAGGGCACUGACCGGCUAGGAGAACGAUUCCGCCGGCGCGUGGAGCCCAAUGUUGCUGCUAAUUUGCUCUCGUUUGCCUUUGGACGAUACGAGGGCGAAAGCGCGGACACCGUCAACACAACGGCCGCCAAGGCCAAGCUUGUCGAGAUUCUCGAUGCCAUCAAUGUUCCGUUCUAUGAGGAAUACGACAAGGAUCUCAACCAAAUUCUGGAACAGCUCUUCAACCGCAUCAAGUAUGUUCGCAUGGACGACCAUGGGCCCAAGCUGGGCCCGAUCAAUGCGGCCAACCCCAUCAUUGAGACGUACUUUUCCCGGCUGCCCGAGAACGAAACAACAGCGAAGCUCUCUCCGGGAGAGAGGGCGCUGGCAAACAAUGGCUGGGUAUGGGGCGGUAACGCCUUGGUGGACAAUGCCGGGCCCGACUCCCGCGUGUAUCUGAGACGAGAGGUGAUUGUCUGGGGAGACUGCGUCAAGCUGCGAUAUGGCUCCCGCCGGGAGGACAGCCCAUGGCUGUGGGACCAUAUGACAGAGUACGCCCGGAUGCUGGCCAAGCACUUUGCCGGCUUCCGCAUCGACAACUGCCACUCCACCCCGAUUCAUGUUGCGGAGCACAUUCUGGAUGAGGCCCGAAGAGUUCGACCCAACCUGUACGUUGUCGCCGAGCUCUUCACGGGAUCUGAAGAGAUGGACUAUGUCUUUGUCAAGCGACUUGGAAUCAGCUCUCUCAUCCGCGAAGCCAUGCAGGCAUGGAGCACGGGAGAGUUGAGCAGACUCGUUCACAGACACGGUGGCCGCCCCAUUGGCAGCUUCGAGGUCGAUGACAUCUCCAAGUCGGAUGUCAAUACACCAUCAGGCUCCAAGGGCAAGUCAGACCUCACAAGGGAGAUUAUCCGAACGAUACGACCAUCGCCGGUCCACGCCCUGUUCAUGGACUGCACUCACGACAACGAGCCUCCUGCCCAGAAGCGUGACGCACGAGACACGCUGCCAAACGCCGCUCUGGUCAACAUGUGCUCCAGCGCCACUGGAAGCGUCAUGGGCUACGACGAGAUUUACCCCAAGCUGGUGGAUCUCGUGAAUGAGAAGCGCCUCUACACGUCUGAGUCGUCGAGGACUCCGACGAUCAAGAUUGGCAGGGGCAAAGGCGGCAUUGGUAGCAUCAAGAAGCUCUUGAACCAGAUCCACACCCUCAUGGGCAAGGACGGCUACAACGAGACUCACAUCCAUCACGAGGGAGAGUACAUUACCGUGCACAGAGUGCAUCCCGAGUCUCGAAAGGGCUACUUCCUCAUCGCUCACACCGCAUUCCCCGGAUACGGCAAUGGAAGGGGAGAGUUCAAUCCCGUACUGCUAACGGGCACCCGAGCCAACCAUCUGGGCAGUUGGAUGCUCGAGGUCGAUGACCGGGAAGAGACUGUCAAGACUGUGCAAAGCGAUACCAAGUUCCUCCGGGGCCUCCCCAGCCAGGUUGUAGAUGUUCCUGGAAUCAAGAUGGAGUACCAUGGCCAAGACACCACAAUCUCCGUCCGGGAUAAGUUCCCUCCCGGCAGCAUCGCUCUGUUUGAGACCUGGAUCCCCACGGCAGAACACUCGACCGGCUUGGACAACUACGUGACCUCGGGCGCCAAGGCAGCCUGGGCCAAUCUCAACCUCAUCGACCUCAACUUCUUGCUGUACCGGUGCGAGGCCGAGGAGAGAGACGCCACCGAUGGGCAGGACGGGGUAUAUGAUAUUCCCGGCCAUGGAAAGCUCGUCUAUGCUGGCCUGCAGGGCUGGUGGAGCGUCCUCGAAGGCGUUAUUCGCGACAACAAUCUUGGGCACCCAGUUUGCCAGAACCUGCGAGACGGCCAUUGGGCACUGGACUACAUCGUCGGUCGUAUUCAGAAGCAGAGCCAUGUCUUUGGUAGUGAGGGCCUCUCUGGACCAGCGGCCUGGCUGCGGGAGCGGUUCGAGGCCAUCAGGGCCAUCCCUAGCUUCCUGCUGCCGAGAUACUUUGCACUGGCCAUUCGAACUGCGUACCGAGCCAGCUGCGAUCGUGCCUUUGAGCUGAUGAAUGAGCAUGUCGCCAAGGGCCAAUGGUUCCUUGGAAGCCUGGCCCUGGUCAGCAUCCAGCAGACUGGACUGGUCAAGUCGGCCUCUUUGUGGCCAGACAAGCAGGUGCCCUCGAUUGCCGCCGGCCUGCCGCACUUUGCGGUGCAGUGGGCGAGAUGCUGGGGCCGCGACGUCUUCAUCUCCAUUCGCGGACUCUAUCUCGGCACCAGCCGAUUUGCCGAGGCGAAGGAGCACAUUCUUGCCUUUGCAAGCGUGUUGAAGCAUGGCAUGAUUCCCAACCUCUUGAGCAGCGGCGCUGCACCGCGCUACAACUCGCGAGACUCGGUGUGGUUCUUCCUCCAGGCGAUUCAGGACUAUACCCGCUUCGCACCAGAGGGCCUCGACUUGCUCAAGGUCAAAGUGAGGCGUCGCUUCCUCCCUUAUGACGAUACUUGGUUCCCGGUAGAUGAUGAGCGCACAUACUCUGUCGAGAGCAGCAUCGAAGAGAUCAUACAGGAGGCUCUUCAGCGACACGCGUCCGGAAUGAAGUUCCGCGAGGCGAAUGCUGGACCCCAGAUCGACUCGCAGAUGAGAGAUGAAGGCUUCAACCAAGAGAUCAAGGUCGACUGGAGCAACGGCAUUGUCUUUGGAGGCAACCAGUUCAACUGCGGCACUUGGAUGGACAAGAUGGGCGAGAGCGAAAAGGCCGGCUCAAAGGGCAUCCCCGGCACUCCUCGCGAUGGCGCCGCCAUUGAGAUCACCGGUCUACUCUACAGCACCCUGAGAUGGGUAGAACAGCUCAGCAAGCAAGGCAAGUUUGCUUACCCGGGCGUUAAGACGGCAGAGGACAAGACCGUCUCAUGGACGCAGUGGGCCGAUCUCAUCAAGGCCAACUUCGAAAGGUGCUACUACGUGCCGCUGUCUCCCGAAGACGAUGCCAAGUACGACGUGAACCCCAGCGUCGUCGCUCGCCGAGGCAUCUACAAGGAUCUCUACAAGUCUGGCAAGGAGUACGAGGACUACCAGCUGCGACCCAACUUUGCCAUCGCCAUGACGGUGGCCUCUGAUCUCUUUGACCCCAAGCAUGCCUGGCACGCGCUAUGUCUUGCAGACUCGACGAUCCGCGGGCCCACUGGCAUGGCGACUCUGGACCCUGCCGACAAGGAUUACCGGCCGUACUACCGCAACAGCGAGGACAGCCACGACUUUGCGACGAGCAAAGGCCGCAACUAUCACCAGGGGCCGGAAUGGCUGUGGCCGACGGGCUUCUUCCUUCGCGCGCUGCUCAAGUUUGACCUCCAGCGGAGGAAGACGGCCGAGGGCAGGACGGAGGCCUUCCAGCAGGUGACGAGACGGCUGGCGGGGUGCAAGCGGGCGAUACGCGAGAGCCCCUGGGCGGGUCUGACGGAGCUUACCCAGAAGAAUGGAGAAUUCUGUCCCGAUUCUAGCCCGACGCAGGCGUGGUCCGCCGGCUGUCUCAUUGAUCUGUACAUGGACGCCAUGGAAGUGCAGGAUGGUUUCAGAAAUUGA